Vigna umbellata (rice bean) is the source of this 3482-nucleotide messenger RNA. Its product is annotated as U-box domain-containing protein 44-like. The record is from RefSeq and is a predicted model, not a curated record. NCBI's taxonomy places the organism in Eukaryota, Viridiplantae, Streptophyta, Magnoliopsida, Fabales, Fabaceae. Gene Ontology annotation, molecular function: protein binding.
CAGGCUAUAAUCUGAAGUCAGAUGGGUACUGUGCAGAGUUUAGAGUGUUUGACCCACCCACCCUCUAGAAGUCUGGUUAGCAUUCAAAGUAGAAAAAUGGUUGGAAAUGAAACUGAAAACCAAGCAAAAGCAUCCAACCACAAAAACACUUUCCAAGUACAAAGUCCUGAGAGAGAGAGAGAGAGGGAAGGAAGUUCUUGUGCUUCAGGUUUUGACUUGGUCUUCCAUCAUUCAUUCACAAUUUCACUUGCUUGGAAGCACAACGUGAUCAUGACGAUCAAAGCAAAGAAACCAUAUGUCACCACCUUAUUAUAUUUAACAGCUCACAGCCGUCUGAUAAUGACCCACAACACACCUUGUCCUUGCUAUAUUCCAAACCAAACAUAAGAAAAAAAGCAACAACUUGUUUUUCCCUUCUGCUUUCAAAGCCAAGAAGAAGAAGAACUGGGGUGAUUUGAUCUCGUUUGGGAUUUGGGUAUCUGAAAAAUUUCAACUUUAAGCAAGUUUUUGAUUCUAAAGUCAACCAGUCAGCUUGUCUGUUGGAUUAUUCUCUUCUGUCUAUGUUAUUUGUAUGGUUUUCUUUGUUUAUGUAUUGAUAUUUUGUUAUGUUAGCUCUAUGCUCUACAUAUGUGUGUAAUUGAGGAUCUUCUGUAACCGGUGAGUGAUGACUGGUUUUUCUUUUGCUGCAUAAACUCAGUUUUCGCAUACAAGAUGGAAAUCGUGGAAAAGAGAAAAUUUUCUAUACUGUUGUCAGAGCUGAUAGUUUUGGCCGAUGAGGUUGCUUCUCUUGCUAAGAACUCUGAAAUUGAGGUACAUAUUUUUUCUGAGUUUGCCAUGUUGGUUGAGAAAUUCUCACCAAUCUUCAAUGACUUGAGAGACAAAAACACAGUUUUGGACAAGCCACCUAUAAGAAAAUCCUUGGAAUCUCUUGAGAAUGAGCUGAGGCGUGCCAAAGCUUUGACAAAAAGCUCGAAUUUGAGGCAACCCAUCAAGCAAAUUGAGGACAUAACACAUGACAUAGGUCGAUCCUUUGGCCUUCUGCUCGUAGCCAGCCUAGAAAUUUCCGUGGAUUUCAGAGAAAAGAUUGGUACAUUGCAAAGACAGUUGAUGAAUGUGAGAUUUGAUGGCAGUUUAAGUGUAGCUUCAAGUCCAAAAUCAGAGGUUUCCGGCAGUGAAGUGAAGCUGACUGCAGAAAUAGAAGAGGAGAUAGUUAAUGUUUCUAUUGCUGAUGUUGUUUUGCAACUUAAGAAUGGUAAUGAUGAAGAAUUUGCAGUUUCACUUUUGAGACUGAAGGAGUUCAUAGAUAGUGAAAGAUUUGAUGGUGGUUUGAUCAACGAGGAAGCAACUCUUUCCAUUCUUUUCAACCGUCUAGGCUCGUGUAAGGCAGACAACAGGUUGGCAAUCAUGCGGUUGCUAAGAAGUAUUGCUUCAGGAAAUGAUGAGAAAAAGGAGAAGAUGGUAGAUAUUGAUUUCUUAUCAGCAGUGGUGAAGUCACUCACAAGAGAUUCAGAGGAGAGGAAGGAAGCAGUAGGGCUGUUGCUAGAGCUCUCCGACAUUCAGGCCGUUCGCCGGCGAAUCGGAAGAAUUCAAGGCUGCAUUGUUAUGUUAGUUGCUAUCCUUAAUGGGGAUGACCCUGAUGCCUCAAAUGAUGCUGCAAAGUUAUUGGAUAUAUUGUCUAGUAAUUCUCAAAAUGCACUUCAUAUGGCCGAGGCUGGCUACUUUAGGCCACUAGUGCAGUAUUUGAAAGAAGGAUCUGACAUGAACAAGAUUCUAAUGGCGACAGCACUUUCAAGGUUGGAACUCCCUGAUCACAGUAAGCUUUCCCUUGGAGAAGAUGGGGCAAUUGAGCCCCUUGUCAACAUGUUCAGCACAGGGAAACUGGAGUCCAAGUUAUCAGCUCUAAAUGCGCUGCAAAAUCUGUCAACCGUGGCAGAAAAUGUGCAGCGUUUGAUCAGAUCAGGAAUUUCAGGAUCUCUGCUACAACUUCUUUUCUCAGUUACAUCUGUGCUCAUGACAUUGCGUGAGCCUGCAUCAGCCAUUCUUGCAAGAAUUGCUCAGUCUGAAUCCAUCCUUGUGAAUGAAGAUGUGGCUCAGCAGAUGCUUUCACUUUUGAAUCUUUCCAGCCCCAUUAUCCAGGGCCAUUUGUUAGAAGCUCUAAAUAACAUAGCCUCCCACCCUGGUGCAUCCAGAGUGAGAAGCAAAAUGAAGGAAAAAGGUGCACUUCAGCUUCUCUUACCCUUUCUGAAGGAAAACACCACCAAAGUCAGGAGCAAGGUCUUGCAUCUUUUGUACACUCUCUCUAAAGAUCUAACAGAUGAGUUAACUGAACAUCUUGAUGAAACUCACCUCUUAAACAUAGUCAAUAUAGUCUCAACAUCAACAUCAGACAGUGAAAGAGCUGCCGCUGUUGGCAUACUGAGUAAUCUUCCUGCUAGUAACAAAAAGGUGACUGAUAUACUGCAGAGGGCAAAUUUGCUGCCAAUUUUAAUAUCCAUCAUGUAUACUAUCUCAGGAAGUAACUCAUCCACAACAAAUAGCUUAGCAGAGAGUAUUGCCAGUGUUAUCAUUCGCUUCACCAAUUCCUCUGACAAAAAACUACAACUUCUCUCAGCCGAACAAGGGGUGAUUCCUUUGCUUGUGAAACUGCUCUCAAGCGGUUCACCAAUCACAAAAGCAAGGGCUGCAGUCUCACUGGCUCAACUAUCUCAGAAUUCUCUGUCUCUUAGAAAGUCUAGAAAGUCAAGGUGGUUGUGUGUUCCUCCCUCGGUGAAUGCAUUUUGUGAAGUUCAUGAUGGAUUUUGCUUUGUAAACAGCACAUUUUGUUUGGUGAAGGCAGAUGCUGUUUCUCCCCUCAUCCAACUGUUGGAAGAUACUGAGAGAGAAGCAGUUGAAGCUGCUUUGCAUGCUCUUUCAACUCUUCUGCAAGAUGAAAUCUGGGAAGGUGGUGUCAGUUGCAUUGCCAAGUUAUCUGGUGUGCAAGCCAUCAUAAAAAGUCUUGAAGUUGGCGAUGCAAAGGUUCAAGAAAAAGCAAUAUGGAUGCUGGAGAGAAUAUUCAAAGUUGCAGAACAUAGAGUUAAAUAUGGAGAAUCUGCUCAGGUGGUUCUUAUUGAUCUUGCUCAAAAGAGUGAUUCUAGAUUGAAGUCAACAGUUGCAAAAGUUUUAGCUGAGCUUGAGCUCUUGCAAUCUCAGUCAAGUUACUUUUAAAACAAGCCUUUCUCUAUGUACAAUUCUGUGGCAAUGAUCUGGUUUUGAUCUUCAUUCAUUUACAUUAUUUUGGUGUACAUGCUUGUGUUUUACCUUUGUUUUUGAUGAGCCAUUUACCAGAAGACAGUUAAAAAGUUUAGUAGUGUAUCAAGAUUGAUUCAUUCAGUUUCUUGAAUUACCUUUUGUCUCAAACUUGUUUCUUUUUUGGUCUACUGUUCAUAGAAUACUGUAAUAACAUCAUAGUGUUCUUCGCUCACUUACUGUUACUAUUUAGUCUC